This is a messenger RNA of Aegilops tauschii subsp. strangulata, 2898 nucleotides long. RefSeq lists its product as uncharacterized. The record is from RefSeq and is a predicted model, not a curated record. Lineage: Eukaryota; Viridiplantae; Streptophyta; Magnoliopsida; Poales; Poaceae.
CCUAUCAAAACCUUGCCUCGAAGUAUUAACUCCGUAUCGUAAUUGCUGCGUCUUUUAGAUAUGGACGACCUCCCUUUCCAACGCACGCCGCUUUCCUCUCCUUCCUUCCUUCCUUCCUUCCAGUGUCUACUCCUUCUCCUCCUCAUCUCCCCCACAACACCGGCGCUCGUUGAGAAAUCGCAGGUAGAUUUGCGCGGAGGGGGCGCGUCGACGUCGCAUCCAUGGCCGCCGCCGCGUUCUCCAUCAGGGGGUACGCGGCGAGCAUGCGGAGCGAGGCGGCGGCGGAGGGUCGGCGUCCCUUGGGCAUCGAACAUCUCCCGCCUAUCAAGGCGCCGAGAUUCCGGUGGUGGGCGGACGAGCUGGCCUCCGCCGUGGCGGCUGCUGCUGCUGCGGCGGCGCCGUCCCUGAGGAGGUCGCCAGGGAAGGCGAAGCCGCCGAAGAAGAGGUCCAUCUCUGACCUCUUCGCCGCGGCGCCCCCCUUGGACGUGCCCCCCGCCGGUGAUAGCGGAUGCAACGAGCAAACGGUGGUGGACGGCGACGAGGCGCUGUGCGCGAUCGUGAGGCGGGCCAAGGAGGAGAAGAAGCGUAAGAGGAGACUGCAGGAGGAGCAGGAAGAGACGGCCGCGGCUGCCGCGCCGGACAGCAGCGGAGGGCGAGAUCCGAGGAGGAAUUUCGCUGCCACAAAGGAAGUACUUGAAAAUUCAAAUUUACCUGAUGGACUGGAUGCUUGCCCAUCACAGAAACCUGAGCCUUCACAACAUCGCAGAAAAGAGAGAGAAAGAAGUAAGAAGGGGAAGAUCAAUAGUGCAAGGAAGAAGGCUGACACAAAGAAGUGCAUUGACAACAAUAAAGUUGGCAAAGUGGGAAAAUCACGAAAUCUGGGAAAAUCUCUCCCUAGGCAGGGCAUUCUGAAGUACACAGAGCACACAUCUGUGAUAAUGGCCAACGAGAAAGAUGUCAAUUCAAAAGGCAAUGAAGUGAUAGAACUAUGCUGCAAAUCAGUGAAGCGUGUCAAAUUCUCAGAAGCAGAUGGUGUAAUUGACAGUAAGACACAGAGUUGUGAGCUACCCAAACGACAAAGUCUCUGCAAGCUGUUCUCGGAUGCUAUGGCUUCAUUGUCAUCCUUGUCAUCGUCAUCAUCCGCGUCUAUUGAAGGAGACAAAUGCAUAACUGCAGAAAGUAGUAGUUCUGACAUGCCCAAGGAACCCUUUACUAAGACUACAGAUGCAAAUAAGCAUUGCGAUGAUGAAGACUCUGCUGAGCCUAGUAACAGACAGAUGUCUGCUCCAUUCAUUGAUCUGAAUAUGACACCACCAGAAUGUACUGAUUUGGAGUGCACCUAUGAUUCAAAUUUAGAGGUGCCCAAUCUUGAGCAUACACAUGAUGAAACUUUAAGUUCUGAUGCUGAAUUGCUUGCUGGUGGAGAAAACUUGAUGAAUUUGUCUUUUGGUUCACAGGGACUGGAAAGCCAACCACCUACUACUGACUUCGAUAACAUAAAGAGUUCAAGAUCGGCAGGCACAUUUUUGCAUGGUGAGCCAAUCAAUGUUUCUGACAUAGUUGCUGUUGGUUCUCCAUUGAGCUUAAGAGAACUCGGUGAGACUCGUCGUGGUUGCAGUAAUGUUUCAGUAAAAGAUACCAGGACUACGAGUACAUCUCCUUGUGCAUUCCCAGACCAUACAUUUCAGGACUCAUUUCAGCAGCACAAGACUUGGUUCUCCAGCAAUGUGGAUAAUGUUGGCUCCCAGCUUUCUCGUGAAUGUAAUGUGUCUCGCAGCAAGGAGUUAUAUUCUCGUUCUGAGUUGAACGUGCAGCACGAGUGUAGUCCUUCUACGGGACAGACAGUUCGUUUGAUGGGUAAAGAUCUGACAGUUUGCACGACCAGAGGUGAAUCGUUUACUGAGACUGCACAGAAACAUACAGGUACUUCAACCAAUGACUAUCUUAAGACAAAUGGGUUAUUGCCACAAGGACAGCCUUUUUUCUCUUUACAAGCUCAAAGUUUCCCCAAUGUUGCAGUAAAUUCUACCGGUGCAACUCAAGCUUCAACACAUCAUGCAAGCACAAGUCAGGCACAUUUUGGGUACAGGACUCCACAUGAUUUCAGUCACCCAUUUCCUGCAGCAAAUGUGUUUCCUGGAGUUCGAUUGCCAUAUGAAAACAGGUAUAGGGACUUUUCAAACUCGCGGACCAAUCAGACUUUUCUAUUGGGGUGUCCACCUCUUCCCAAUCAUAGUAGUGCAGCAUUCCAUCAGAAUACGCCGCAUCCCUGGCGUUAUUUCUCUAAUCCUAUUGCUGGGGAAGAACCACCUGCAGCACCAUUUUUGCCUAUAACUGGACAGCACGGGACACCACCUUCGGUGUUCCAUGCCAAUUCGCCUCGGCAACAUGUUGGGCAUUCAGCAAGGUCGUCAGUUUGCGCUCUUAACUCUGUGAGUUAUACACUCAGCCAUCCAGGCCGGGUAGUUCAAGAAGUUUCCAACAGUACAAGAGAUGCAGCCCUUCAGUCCAGAAAUACAGAGAACCGAACAGGGCGAGCUGUUCCUGAAAAUUCCAAAGCUUCGUCUAGUUGUCGCAGUGUGCAGAAGAGAUCAGGACCAGUGAAGCUCAUUCCCGGCGCGAAGCAUAUCCUUGUGCCAAGUGAUAGCACGCAUGGCGACUCUAUGCCUGUGUACUCCUGUUUUUCCUUCGGAAGUAGGAGCGGAAAUGCUGCAGGGUCUCAGAACAAAGGAGCAUGAUUGACUAUGUGAAAUGCUGUAAAAUAGAUUGACUACCCUGUAAGAAUAGUUGCCAUACUUUUUCGUGCUUUCUUUGCUUAGUACUUUCUCAGCCGAACCUGUAUCCAUGACUGGUGUGAUCCAAAAGCAUGCAAUCUGAUAUUUUCUGUAUUCGUCUAAA